Molecule: messenger RNA, 3843 nt
Organism: Mobula hypostoma (lesser devil ray)
Lineage: Eukaryota; Metazoa; Chordata; Chondrichthyes; Myliobatiformes; Myliobatidae
Gene: fam43b
Product: family with sequence similarity 43 member B
Exons: 1
Coding region: 660-1556 (298 amino acids)
Source: RefSeq, a predicted model, not a curated record
CGAAGCACACAAAAUAGAUUCACUAGUGCACAGCACAGCCUGACCGUGCACAAAGCAGCGUCGCACCUGAUAUCUGUCAUGACAAUGCCUCAUCUCCAAGUUUGAUUUGACGCCAACCUUAGCAGGAACUGACGCCAAUCGAGUUAUAAGCAUCACUCUCACACACCGGGCUAACAGUAAACUGACAGCGGGCGUUUCGCUUGAUGGAAAAAGUUAAACAAAUCACGGUGCGAACUUUCCCUCGGGACGGUGCACCCAUCACUUUCAGCGAAGCGGUAUUCUGAGACCCUCCGGCUACAGAGCACCGGGAGACGAAGGAACGGUGCGGAUAUCCCGCUGAGAGUAUGUAAACGCCGAUUGCCAAUCCCUUCCAAUCUGUACUCCGAACCGUGAGUAAUGAAGAUUGCCUGAUCUGCAGCGACACUUGAAUUCCAUCCGGAGAAUUUCACGGAGAGGGUCUUAGUGAAGAGAUGGUCAAAGAACAACGUGUGUGAUUCCCGGCUGCGUGUUUGUGGGUGUUCCCCCUGAUUCUGGGCACGGGAGAAAGCCACACCUCCCCGUUGAAGAGGCGGGGUACCGGGGGCUGGAAGGAGGGAGGGAGGGGCUGCUGUUGCGAGGCGGCUGGCCACUCGCCGUCUCGGAGCCCCAGCGAGCCGGCCAUGCUGCCGUGGCGGAGGGGCAAGGCGGUGCUGGCGGAGGACGAGGGGCGGCGGAAAGCGAAGCGAUGGCUGUCCGAGCGCUCGCUGCUGGCCUCGGUGGCCCGGCGGGCUUGCCCCGGUUUCUGGUCCGACCGCCCUCUCCAGCGGCUCGGAGGCAUCUUCAAGCGCCGCCGGCGCAAGGUCCAGUUGAACAGGGACAACCCGAGCCACAGCGUGCGCUACCUGGGCAAUGCGGUGACCCUACGGGCCAGGGGUGAAGGUUGCACUGACCAGGUGGUGAGUAAGAUCUGGGCAAGGAGCGAGCAGGGCACGGCCGGGGCGCGGAUGCAAUUGACGGUCGGGCCGCAUGGGAUCCGUCUGUGCCCCACCGAGCCCUGUGGCGGCCACUCGGGCCAUCUGUACUUGCUGCGCCGGAUCACCCAUUGUGGAGCCGACGUCCAGCGUCCCCAGGUCUUCGCCUGGGUGUACCGGCACCAGCUUAAGAACAAGGCGGUGUUGCUGCGAUGUCACGCCGUUCGGCUGAGCAAGGCGACCAAAGCCCGGGACGUCGCUCUCUUCCUGCUGCGCACCUCCAGCUCGGCUCUCGACGACUUCAAGCGGCUCAAGAGGCUGGAGGACGCCCGGCACCGGCGGCAGCAGCGGCUCGGGGACCCUGCGCUGCCCCUCGCUCCGCUCCGGAGGCUUUUCAACUCCCCGUGCCCGUACCGGGCGGGCUCCGAGCGCUGGAGGAGCCCGGCGGCGCUCAGCUCCAUCGCCGAAGACGCGGCGGGCGAGCAGGAGGACGGUGAGCCUGACGUCGGUGGCAUCUCCCGGCGGAUCGGCUCCUGCACCAUCGCCGACGAAGCUCCAACCCACCCGGGCGGCCGCUCUAAGGCGGCUUCGCCGGGCUCCAACUGAUCCCUCCACCAAGGAUCCUGAGGACAACAGGAGGCGCUCCGUCCUCCAACCCUUUUUGUUUUCUCCCCAGUCCUUCUCCUCACUCUCUGUUCUCCAGGUACUCCAUCUCCUCCCCACUUUACAACCCUCUCCUCCCUCUUCCCCUCUACUUCAUUUGCCUACCCCUCCGUUCCCCCUUUGCUCCCACACUGACCUCAGCCCCACCAGCUCCAACGCUCUUUCCUCCAAUUCCCUCCCCCGACUCUCUUCCAUCCCAUUCGCCCACUCUCUCACCCCACCCUCGCCUUGAAUUCUGACCCAGAUUCCUCUCUCCCCCCCCCCACCCCUGAACCCACGCUCCGUCCUUCCCCACUCCCUGCUUUAAACUACUCUGUCCCGUGCCCAGAUCCCACCAGGACAGAAAGAAUCAGCGGACAGUCGGUGGGUGUCCCGUGUAUCGUCGCAAUGGAACCCACGGAGCCCAGCUGUGAAUCGGGGUGGGAUCGCACCCAGCGCCGCUCAUUUCGGACUGUACCGACCGUGCUCGGGGGCUGCUGACAGAUCGGCGCUGCUAUACAACAAGGAACCUUGAAUGCCGGUUUGCCAUCCCACUGCAAGGGUCGAGUCACAGGAACGAAAUCCAUGUUCUGUGCAGCUUUAGAAACUGUUUUACCAGCGAAAUGUUUGAGAGACACGCAAGUAUGGACUGAUACAAUUGUGACUGGUUAACUUUUGGGGAAAGUGAAGUUGACUGGGGACUGGUCACGGAGCUACCGGGUUCGUUGGUACAGAGGAUGAAGUUACCCAGCGGCCUCUGUCAGAACUCCUGUGGACAGACGCGCAACCUCACGGGAGGGUGAAGAGGAAAUGGAACCAGUCGCGGGCUGUGUUGUUGGAGGAUCGAGAGGCUGCAAAUGCCCGAAUCUGGGGCGACUCUCCAAGAGCCGGGUGGGGGGGGGGGGAUCUCAGCUGGACCACCAGCGUCUGUGCAUUUCCCUCCACAGAUUCGGCCUGACCCACCGAGUCCAUCCGUCUGUUGCUCCAGACUCCGGCAUCUGAUGUCCCUCGUGUCUCCCUGAGACCUUAAGACACAGGAGCAGAAUUAGGUCAUUCGGCCCAUCAAGACGCUCUGGCAUUCCACCGUGGCUGAUUUAUCUUCCCUCUUAACCCCAUUCUCCUACCUUCUCCCCAUGACCUUUGAUCAAGAAACCCAUCAACCUCCGCUUUAAAUAUACCCAAUCACUUGGCCUGCACAGCCGUCUGUGGCAAUGAAUUUCACAGUCACUAGCCUUCGGCUAAAGAAAUUCCUCGUUACGCAGAUCUUGUCAUAUUCUUAUAAGUUGGUUUAUACGUUAAAACUCAUUUAUGGGCUUUUUCCUUGGGCGUCAAGGGACAGGAGAAAUGCCUAUGGGCGACACGCACCCCAGGCGGCUGCAAGCGAAUCUGGCCCCACUUCGUUCACGACGAGUCAAACGGGACCACGCCUCUCCAAGUUCACAAACCCCAAAUCUUGUUCUUACCUACAAUUAGACUAAGUCCGUGUAGUUGUGCCGCGAAGUUAGUAUAUUCCUCCAUCAUAGAUCUGUGUUCUGAUUUAUCGUGCUGGAUGCAAUGUUACUCGCUGAACAAAGUGAACCCUCCCCUUCAGACCCACCACCGGCCCUCAAAGAGUUCCUUGGGUGAGCUCGCUCCCGAACGUUCAAGAUUGUUUAGCGUAAUUUCCAUACACAAGUGUAAAGGAGAACGAAGCAACUCCGGAUCCAAAACCCACACACAAUAAGAUAAAGAACACAAUAAUAAAAAUAAAAAUAUAAAUACAUAAGAUAGCUUCUAUACAUUGAUCGUAUGUCCAUAAAGUGACUGCCAGGCACACAGGAGUGUCUGUACAUAAGGUGACUUUGACAGGAAAUGAUAAAGUAGUGGUGAUCAGCCUCACUGCUUGGGGAAAGUAACUGGUUUUGAGUCCGGUGGUCCUGGUGUGGAUGCUAUGUAGCCUCCUCCUGAUGAGAGAGGGUCAAACUGUCCAUGAGCAGGGUGUGUGGGACCCUUCAUGCCGUUUCUAGGGCUGGUGAUUUGAUUCGUCGGGCUGCUUUCACUUCCCGUAUUUGUUGGAUGUAUGGUAUAUUCUUUAAACUUUGCAUGUUAAAACACGACUUGGCCCAUGUACAGAGCUGGCGUUGGCCAGUACGUUGAAAAGAGAGCUUUCCUACCUGGAUGUUAAGCAAUUGUCUAGCAAGAGUGUUUUAACUCUGGAGGCCAAUAUGUGUAAAUACACAAAACUGUUGAACUGAAAUGAAUUAUAAAUAAA